Messenger RNA from Carassius carassius (crucian carp), 4145 nucleotides. RefSeq names its product BDNF/NT-3 growth factors receptor-like. The record is from RefSeq and is a predicted model, not a curated record. Gene Ontology annotation, cellular component: signaling receptor complex; plasma membrane; axon. The transcript has 18 exons. Gene Ontology annotation, biological process: cell surface receptor protein tyrosine kinase signaling pathway; positive regulation of kinase activity; trans-synaptic signaling by neuropeptide, modulating synaptic transmission. Bases 575 to 2965 code for a protein of 796 amino acids. Gene Ontology annotation, molecular function: ATP binding; brain-derived neurotrophic factor receptor activity; brain-derived neurotrophic factor binding. NCBI's taxonomy places the organism in Eukaryota, Metazoa, Chordata, Actinopteri, Cypriniformes, Cyprinidae.
AAGCACGAGAACAGUUCGUUCAUUUAAAGAUUCGUUAAAACGAUUCAUCCACGAACGAAACACAACUACUGUGCGUAAACUACAUUUGACUGGCAUUACCAUGAUCUGAGAAACACGUCUGUAAGGAGAUGAAACGACCCUGAUUUACGCUGAUAACGAAAGCACAACAUGCGUAUUAUCCAUCAUUCAUCCGCCUUCAGGUCUUGGGUCUUGAUGGGUGUAAGGAUGCUGCUACACGUUGUCAAUAAUCAGUGAAGCGUUUGAAUGAUCUCCUCUCCUCGUCUCCUCCCCUCAGACGCGCUGCGCAUCAUCCAGCGCUCGCGCUCCCUCACUCCAGCGCUCGCGCUUCCCGAGAGCGCGUCUUAUCUGAGCUCAGCGGACGCGUGCUAUAACGCCAGCAUCUCAGCCAUUCAUCCCAGACAGAGCGAGGCAAACGCAGACGAGAGGAGGAGAGGAAUACAGACACUUCACAUAGACAGAAACGCGAGACAAGGUCGACGCGGGCGCGUGUGUUUUGCGCUCUCUCCGCGCGUUGGAUUGCAGGGGUCUUAAAUCUGGAGGCGAGGACCCAGGGAUGAGCCUGCUGUCGGGGGGCUUCGGCAUGUCGGGCUGGGGCUUCGGUUGGGCUCUGCUGCUGCUGCUCGCGCUCUGGAGGCCCGGUGCCGCUUGUCCGGAGCUCUGCACGUGCACCGGCGCGCGGAUCUCGUGCGUGGAUGCGGAGCACAGCAUUAUGGCUUUCCCCAUGCUACAGUCCGAGGCAGAGAUGGAGAACAUCACAGACAUAUACAUUGCAAAUCAAAGCAGCUUCAAAUCCAUUAAUGAAAGAGAUCUCGACUCGUAUCGCAACCUCAGAAACCUAACUGUAACAAACACCAAGCUGGCGUAUAUUUCCAGGCAGGCUUUUCAGAGCAACCCGAAACUACAAUAUCUGAAUCUCAAAGAGAAUAAUCUGUCCAGUCUGUCCUGGAGGACAUUUCGCCAUUUAAACAUCUCAUACCUGUUGCUGGCAGGCAAUCCUUUGCAGUGCAUAUGUGAAAACGUGUGGCUGAAGCAGUGGAGAGGAGAGGAGGCCGAGGACCUGCUGUGUGUGGAGGAGGGAGGAAAGAGGACCGCACUGUCAACACUCACACUGCCCAACUGUGUUCUCCCUGCUGUGACUCUGAAACCCACUAAAGUGACCGUGCGGAACGGGUUCAAUGUGAAGCUGGUGUGCAACACUUCAGGAACGCCCACACCGACUCUGAGCUGGACCACCUGCAAAUUAAAUUCAACGUACGAGCACGAGGACUCAGGUCAGAUGUCAGAGCUCAGACUCGUGAAUGUCUCUUCCCUGGACAACGGAUGCAAAAUCACUUGCGGGUCCGAAAACAUGGUUGGAGAGGCUGAGGCCUCGGUGGAUCUGGACAUACUGUUUCCACCUGCAAUCAGCAAGCUGAUGGAUGCGAUCUCAGACCACCACUGGUGCAUUCCCUUCAGCAUGUCAGGCAACCCAGAGCCGAAACUGAGCUGGUUAUUAAACGACAAACCCAUUGAGGAGGGCCCCUUUAUCCGCACCAUGAUCCACGAUUACUCCGAGGGCGAGUACCACGGGUGCUUACACCUGGACAGUCCCACACACAUCAACAAUGGAAAAUACACGCUGCUGGCCAGUAAUGAAUUCGGAAAGGACAAAAAGGCAGUAUUAGCGCAUUUCAUGCACGAGCCUUGGAACGAAUCAGUUACUGAUCCGCUGUAUUAUGAUCCCACUACAGAUGACACUCCUCUUGGACCGCCUGAGGACAAGGUCGCUGUGUACGUGGUCGUGGGAAUUGCGGCGGUCACAUUCACAGGCUUCAUCUUGAUGCUCGUCAUUCUGAAGUUUGGACGCAACUCAAAGUUUGGAAUCAAAGGUCCUUCCUCAAGCAUCAGUAAUGACGAUGACUCUGCCAGUCCUCUUCAUCAUGUGUCCAACGGCUCUAACACACCCUCGUCCUCUGACAUGAACUCGGAUGCCGUCAUCAUUGGCAUGACCAAGAUUCCCGUCAUAGAGAACCCGCAGUACUUCCGCUGCACCAGUAUGCUCAAAUCUGAUACAUUUGUUCAGCACAUUAAGAGGCACAACAUUGUACUGAAGAGGGAACUUGGAGAAGGAGCGUUUGGGAAAGUGUUUCUGGCCGAAUGCUACAACCUGUCCACAGAGCAGGAGAAGAUCUUAGUGGCUGUCAAGACUUUGAAAGAGGCCAGUGAGAAUGCCAGGAAGGACUUUCAUCGUGAGGCCGAGCUGUUGACCAAUCUGCAACAUGAACACAUUGUCACAUUCUAUGGCAUGUGUGUUGAGAGCGAUCCCCUUAUCAUGGUGUUUGAGUACAUGAAACACGGCGACCUCAACAAGUUCCUAAGGGCUCAUGGUCCUGAUGCAGUCCUGAUGGCUGAUGGACAGAUGCAGCAACAGGCAGAGCUCACUCAGUCUCAGAUGCUGUAUAUUGCGCAGCAGAUCGCCGCAGGCAUGGUGUAUCUGGCUUCUCAGCACUUUGUUCACAGAGACCUGGCCACACGAAACUGCCUAGUUGGGGAAAAUCUCCUGGUGAAGAUCGGAGACUUUGGGAUGUCACGAGACGUCUACAGUACAGAUUACUAUCGAGUUGGAGGUCAUACCAUGCUGCCAAUCCGCUGGAUGCCACCAGAAAGUAUCAUGUACAGGAAGUUCACCACAGAGAGUGAUGUCUGGAGCUUGGGAGUGGUGCUGUGGGAGAUCUUUACCUAUGGGAAACAGCCCUGGUAUCAGCUGUCAAAUAAUGAGGUGAUUGAGUGCAUCACCCAAGGUCGUGUCCUGCAGCGACCCCGGACCUGUCCAAAGGAGGUGUAUGACUUGAUGCUGGGAUGCUGGCAGAGAGAACCACACACCCGACUCAACAUUAAAGAGAUCCAUAACCUGCUCCUCAACCUGGCCAAGGCAUCCCCAGUGUAUCUGGACAUCCUGGGAUAAGAGCGCUCGUGCCACACAUGGGACUGCAAGCGGAUUCCUGAAACUGCCCCCUUCUCUAUCCCACCCAAAAUCUCUUUCUUCUACAGAUUUAACAUCUCCUUCCUUGUCCACCUCCUCGUCAACUGCACCUCUUCUCAACAUAAAAUGGAAAUGGGAUAUUAUCCAUGUACAAUAACUAUGAAUUAUUUAUUUCUGAACAAAAAUGGAUUGAAUAGAAAAAGCAACAUUGAAGUGACUAUAGUUUAGUUUCCAAGAACCAAAUGUUCAACCAUCUUCAACAUCUGGAGCAAGUUCACACGUGUAAAUUCCAGUUUGGGAAAAAUGCAUUCUGGACUUGAGGAAGCGCAUCCCUCUUAACAACAAAGGGGAAACAGAAACUCAAUAAACAAUGACCAUUUACAAAUGAACAACUUUUCUGCUCAUCAAAUGCCCGAUACAAAGCACAGAACCUGAUAUGAGCAUGGUGAUCCACAGUGAGAAACUACGGCUGGUUAAUAUAGCAUAUUCAUGCGUAUUUAUAGAAUUGGAUGUUAUUAAUGUAGUUUCACGGUUGAGCAACUCAUGUUAAAAGCUUCUGGAUGCUGACAGGAUGUUGUUGCUGCUGAACUCAUCUGAAAUGGAGAAGUAACUCACUAAAAUGUGUUUGGAUCAUAGGCGUUGUUUAUAGUGGGACAUGUCCCCACCACUUUUGCCAUGUCCAAUUUUGUCCCUCCAAUUCCACCAAUUUGGCCCACCACUUUUUGAAAAGGCUUGCAGCAGGGUCAUGACAAGUGCAGUGGACUCCAAUGUCAAGCAUGGGUUUUUGAUCUGGUAGUGAUCUGGUGAUUGAAUUAGUUAUGAUGUAUGAUUUUUGGACAUUUCUACACUUUUGACUUGAGCAGAUACUCUACUACUGACUGGAUUUCAAUAUCAAUGCUUUAUAUUUACAAAAUCAUGUUCAAUUAUUUGUGCAUAAACUUAUUAAUAUUCAUUAGCUAAGCCUUCGCCACUUGUCCUGUGUCCACCAUAGAAUUGACACCCAUAGCCUCCAGGUUGUUGACGCCAUUCGCUAUUGAGGGCUAGGUGGAAUCAUUUGAGACGAUUCUGUGCUUCAGUUCCAUCCGCUUGCAUUUCUUACAGGAACUUAAUUACGCAGAGUGGCCGAUUAUGAUGGUGCGGGCUAAAUUACGACCUUUCUUUC